GCUCCCGUGACACAGCGAGCGCGCUUUUAAAGACCCCGUGUCGCGCGCUCGAUCUUGUUGCGAGGGGCAAUGGAAUCGGGGCCGCGCACGCAGGAAGGCUGAUGACCAUCACACUCUCGUCACGUCACGGAUCCGCAGCGGCCGAUAGAGAUGCUGAGGUGACAGCAGGCAGAAGGAGAACAGGGACGACCAACACUCCGACAUAUUCCACCCUGUAAACCUGCUUAUUAUUCUCUAACAUUUUCUACAAACGCGACCACCGCCGCCAUCUCUUCUUCAUGGACGGCUCCCUCGCGAUGGGAUUCCGUUCAAUGUCGUCCCCUCCGCCUCCAAAAGCAGAGGAUUUGUUGUAACCACACCCGGCUGGAUUGGAUCAAGGAUUGGCAGCAAAAACCCGAGGGCUCUCCAUCAAGGCACUAAUGCUCGUGUCAGUGUGAGGCCGCUGGUCGAGGGGGGGGGAAGCAGUGAGGACAGCGUCCCAGGUCCACAGACGGGAUGAGCGGGGGAACGGAGCAAGCUGACAUCCUGACCGUGCUCUCCCUGGUCAAGGAACGAUGGAAAGUGGCGAAGAAGAUCGGGGGAGGCGGGUUCGGGGAGAUCUACGAGGCGGUGGACCUCCUGACGCGGGUCAGCGUGGCGCUGAAGGUGGAGUCGGCCCAGCAGCCCAAACAGGUGCUCAAGAUGGAGGUCGCCGUGCUGAAGAAGCUCCAGGGUAAAGACCACGUGUGUCGCUUUGUGGGAUGUGGCCGCAACGACCGCUUCAACUACGUGGUGAUGGAGCUUCAGGGUCGUAACCUGGCUGACCUGAGGAGGAGCAUGACUCGGGGAACCUUCAGCAUCAGCACCACGCUGCGUCUGGGGCGGCAGAUCCUGGAGGCCAUCGAGAGCAUCCACUCUGUGGGCUUCCUGCAUCGUGACAUCAAACCGUCCAAUUUCGCAAUGGGCCGCUUCCCGAGUACGUGUCGGACCUGCUACAUGCUGGACUUCGGUUUAGCUCGUCAGUUCACCAACUCCUGCCAGGAGGUCCGACCUCCUCGUCCAGUGGCAGGGUUCAGGGGAACUGUCCGAUAUGCAUCCGUCAAUGCACACAAGAAUAAGGAGAUGGGUCGUCACGAUGAUCUGUGGUCUCUCUUCUACAUGCUGGUGGAGUUUCUGGUCGGGCAGCUGCCAUGGAGGAAGAUCAAGGACAAAGAACAUGUGGGGAAGCUGAAGGAUACUUACGACCAUCGUCUCAUGCUCAAACACCUACCGGCAGAGUUUGGUGUUUUCUUGGAACACAUCGCCACACUCGACUACUUCACAAAGCCAGACUACCAGCUGCUGAUGUCAGUGUUUGACAACAGCAUGAAAACCUACAAUGUCGUGGAGAAUGACCCUUAUGACUGGGAGCGGACCGGCACUGAUGGCACUUUUACAAUCAGUGCUAGUGCCACAACACCGCAACAUCACACACGCCUCACUCCGGCACACAUGGGUAUGGCGAAUGCCUCCCUGAUCCCUGGCGACCUGAUGAGGGAAAACACAGACGAGGUUCUGCAGGACGAGCAGCUCAGCGACGCGGAGAACAACCCAGCCCCGGACCGCCUGCCGGGAUCCCCCCUCCACCCCCACCGCAACCAGGAGGCGGAUGUGUGGGAGGAGCUGGACCGCAACCGUAACCGCAUCAGGACGGCAGUCUGGAAGGCGGCAACGGAGGAGGAACACAGCAACAACCAGGGCAACCACGCAAACCAGAACCCCUACGCUGGGCCGAGUCUCGGUUCUCCAGUCAAACUGCACUCUGAGCUGGGGGCUUCAGACCGCGAUGGCCCCUUGCUGAGGAAGAUCCGCAACAUUCACAGUCUGGAUAUAGAGAGGAGGCUCAGCCUAGAAGCCAAACCCAGUCCAGAGCGCUUCCUGGAGACCUGCUCAGGGAGGCAGCAGCUCGGCCCCCAGCAGCAGGAGAUGGCGGCUGACGGAGCAGCGAUCAUCCCUGUCACUCAGGCUGUACCCGCCGGGGAGCGCCACGACAGGGUCUGGCACUACGACGAGGAGUUCCGGUCGGGUGGCGGGUCUCCUAAACCAGCAUCCUGUGGAUCCCUGGAGCAGGGAGAGGGGGCGGCCAUCAGCGGGGGCUUUGUGGCCCUGAACCUGAGCUCUGGGAGGCAGGACAUUGACUCCAGGGAGUGGGUAAUGGUGGAGAGGCCCGGCGGCUCUCCAGGAGCCAAGACCGCCACCUCGGAGGAGGAUGAGGAGCCAGAGCUGCUCCAGCGGGGGGAUCAGUCUCCUGGCUGGGAGAAGUGCAGUCCCAGCCCUCUCUCUGGCAAAGCUAGACGAGAAAGCACGGCUUCCUCCAAGGGAAGUACAAAAGUGGACAAGUUGGAGCUUAGUGGGCCCAUCGGGAGUCUGCCUCCCGUUACUCCUACCAGCCCGGGUGAAGCUCUGGCUGAAGGAGUUCUCACUCAGUUCCCCACCUCUCCUCCGUCCCUGCCUGAGGAAGUCGCUUUCCGGACCUCCAGCCCCAUCCCUCUGCGCUCUCCCAGCCCUCACACACUCCUGACCACCCUGUCGGACCCGUUGCACCUGCGCCACCCUCCCUCCCUGAGGCGCAGCAUGUCCGUCGACCCGCAGCAGCAGGAGCGCGCCUCCUCCUCCUCCUCUUGCCACGCCUCCCUCCCACAGUACCCCGCCCCCGGCACCCGCUCACCCGCUCGCAAACUACCAGCCAUCCCGGCGGGCGCUGCCAACGCCAAGUUUCCCUCCGUCAUACGCAUCACUCGUGCCCAGCUGCAGCAGUUGACGGCUCAGCGUCCCUCUGGGCUCUCCUCCCAGUCGGGAUCAGACAGUGCUCCACAGUGCCUCCUGCUGGAGAGGCGGAGUGAGGCUGAAGCCGAGCCUCAGCAGGUGCAGGAGCGCACAGCGGACAUCAGCUCCGCCCAGGACCAUGUGCCCACCAAUCCCGGGACUCCUACAGACCCCCUGGCUGAGAUAAUGGUCAAUGGAGACAUGUUUCCCAAAACUCAGGGCCCUCCGCCAAACCGUUUGUCUUCCCCUCGCUCCUUACGUUCUCUACACUCGCCUCCUCUGCGCUUGCCUUCCUCUCCUCGCUCUCCGCGCUCCCCUCACUCCCCUUGCUCCCCUCACUCCCCUCACUCCCCUCACUCCCCUCACUCCCCUCACUCCCUUCGCUCCCCUCACUCUCCUCGAAGCCCCUUUUUUGCCAAUGGCCACCUCUCCCCUACUGUUAACAGCCAAAGGGAUUUCAGUAACGGGGCGUUCCCCAAGCUGAAGGACCCUGAGAAUGAUUCUGGCCCGACCCCCUGUGCCACAGAGCCUCAGCUGAGGGGGGAGGGGACCAGAGAGGUGAACCACGAUCACACCGAUGGACCACCCUCCUCCUCCCCGGCUGCCCCCCGUAAGGACCCCAGCCGGAGGCACAGUCGCAUCCCAGUCCUGGAGCCCUCCAGCCUGUUGGAUCUCCCUCCUGCGGGGUCUGCCAAGGAGAAACUCCUACAGAAGAAAGCCAACCACCACGGAUCGGCCCCCUCUCCCACUGCUUCCCCCUCCCUCUCUGAUAGGCGUGGCCCCAUGGUGGUGUCCCUCGCUAGGGACCCGCUGUCCUCCACCUCUGACCGCUCUCAGGACGAGGACUCUCUCAUGGGCUCCCGCUCAGACCGGCAGGGAGACGACGGUCCCUCCCUCUCCCUCUCCUCCUCCAGCCCUCUGUCCCGCAAGAGCAGGAUCCCUCGUCCCGUCCAUCCGGUAUCUUCUGCUGAGCAGCUGGCCGCCCAAUACCUGCCGCGCCCGCCCCCUGGAAAACCACCGGGCCGCCCCACAGCGGAGGGCAGGCUCAGGCGUUACCGCAUCCGAGCCGGCAGCAACAGUGACUCAGACCUGCUGUCGUGCCUCGCUCAGCUGAUGCACGGCUCCCGGGGCUCCCCCCUCCACCACCGCUCCUCAGCCCAGUACGGGGGCUCUCGGAUGGGCGUCUGCAGCCUGACGAGCUCCCCCCACCACCACCGCAGCUCCAGCGCCUCCCCGCGCAGCUCCUCCUCCCUGCAGCGCUCCGUCAGCUCCUCGCCCUCCCGCCACGAGCACCGGGGGGGCGGGGGCGGGGGAGGGGGUUGCCUGGGCCGCAGCCGCUCACCUCCCAGCUUCUCCGGCUCGCCACCUCCCCGCCGCUUCUACCCUCACCACCCGGAGACGUGCUGCAGCCGCCAGGCGCGCACGGGCCCCUUCCACCUGUCCAGGGGAAAGAGCUGCAGCCGAGACGGCAAGUGCUCGAGCAAGCUGGCCAGAUAGUUCCCCCCGCGGGGGGGGGGCGCAGCAGAGGAGGGGAGGACUCCUGUAUCUUGAUAGUUUGGUCAGGAUUAAAGCCUGAGUCUUCCUGUAUUCAUUUCCCCUUUUUACGCUGUCAGUCUGAACCUUGUCUCGCUGUUUCCCGCUGUUCUCUUCACUCCUUCUAUUUGCACACAGGGUUUCUCAUUGAUUUAUGUGCCCAGUUUUAUAGGAGUGAUUUAGUAAUGCACUUCCUUUUCCAUUUUGAUUUAAGAAGAAUGCUAAAGAAUCUGUGGGACAGAAUCUGAGUCUUUGAAACUCCAUUAAAGCUCCUACAUAUCCCAUAAUGUAACUUAAAAGCAUAAGUGCCCAGUUUGUAAGGCUUACUGUUGAAAAGUCUCAAACCCAAUCUGACAUUCACCGGCUGAAGAGUACUUCUUACGACGACUACUAACUGAGCCUCAUGUGUAAAAUCGGUGCUUCUUAAGAACUUAUUAGACAAGCCAUGUUGACAAGUCAGGGUCCUCGUUUCAUAUAUAUCAUUAUGUUGUAGAAAAAAAUAGUAUAGCUGCAAAAUGAAUUAAUGGUUUACAUGCAGGCAUAAUAUCAUAUGUAAACUAAUAGUUAUUUGGCCGGUGAGCACAUAAAUAAAUCAGUUUCCUGUUUAUUCAUCUUCAUGCAUCCUGCACCACAAUGUAAUGUAACUUAUUUAUCCCCAGUAUUAAUGCACUUGGAAUAUACUGAUGGAAGAUCAGUAAACAUGAUCACUACUUAAUUAAAUAUUGCCCUGGGGCUGACCCAGUUAUCUCCUCUGCACUCAGAGAUUGCAGGCAGGGUAUGAUGUUACUUUAUGUUAUAUCCGAAUGCAUAAAGCCAAUAUUUGUGUACAGUUGUAUUUAUUGAGAUAUUUAUUUUGAUGCUUAGCAAUGCUUAAGACUCUUACCCUCUUCUUUGUGAUGGUGGAUGUAUGGUUUUGUGUCACUCACAUUAGUUUUAAAUGCUAAAUCAAAAAGGAUUACUCCUUUUAUACAAUCAAUCAUGUCAAGUGCGUGAGGACACACACCUUUUUGUGCCUACUGUGUUGCUAAGAGGGAAUCGGAAGUGUUUCGCUGACUGAAGGGAUUACAGGUUAGAAGUGUGUUAGUGGUAGUUAUUGAGUAGUAGCAGUAGAUAGCUUAAGCAACACAAGGUACAUUACUGAGUAUGUAUUGAUGUUCAGACACAGAUGUUUGUCUCGGCGUGUGCCUUGGCACUUUAGGGCAGCUUGAGGAUUCACUUUGUUUGUAUUUAAACAAAAAGGUGUGCCAGCGGUUAUAAGACGACCCUUUUAACCAGUAUUCUUAGGAAAAGGUAGCAACACCAAUAUUUGUAAAUCAAACACAAUGACAGUUACUUAAGUAGCAAUUAUUUGUAAUGACAAAAAAAGGAAAUAUUUGAAGUGGAACCCAUCACAACUGUCCUGUUUAUAAAUACCUGGUCAGUCCUGGAGAUAAAACUUGAUCAAAUGUGAUUUUUAGACCUCAAACAUCUUGUCAAAUGUUAUUGAAAAUCAAGGCCAUAUGUAAUAUAUUUCCCACACCAAAAUGAUGUUCCAUGCUUCCAUGCCAGAUGGUUUUCUUGUUAGUUUUGUUCCUCCUGUGCCGAACAAUGUCUUUUGACAUACAGUUUGUUUGUGCACAAGGGAAAGGAAUCAGUUUGUGUUUGAUUUAGUUAGGAUUCCUCACUGAACCUCCACAACCUCCUCUGCUUGUAAGAUACUGUAAAAUAACUCCAGCUUCCUUGCGAUGCUACUCUUUGCAUGCUCAACAGAAAAAAACACACACAGAACCAACGACACACGGUAUCUCUCUUUGUUCUAUAUAUAUUUUCUCUGACCCAUCUAAUAUUCUUUCUAUUGCCCUUCCCACCUGACUUGUUUCCUUUGCUCCCUGCACUGACUUCACUGGGAUGAAUGUGUUGCAGGAAUAUGAUAGACUGUACGAGCCCAGAGGACUGUACUCGGUGCAAAUACUGACAUGAUGGAAUGACCAGAAUAAAUAAGGAGAAUAGACUUUACAACUGUGAUUUGAAGAAUCAAAGGGAUAGUUCGGAUGUUUUUAGGUGGGGUUGCAUAAGGUACUUUACUAUAGUCAGUGUAUUAUUUACAGGAGAUCACUUUAUGGCCCAUUAUGAAGAAACAGCGUUUAACGUCACAAAGAAGACCCUUUUUUUUUUUUUUUUUUUUCCCCUAGGGGAAAUCUAAAAAAGCUAAGUAAUGUUCUGCUGUUGAACAUAUUUUGAUAUCAGUUUAAGUGUACAGUAUAUUUAGUAUAUUUUCUUCCCUACAUACUGGUCCCUGGAGCCUUGAUCUAUGCUGUAAUAAACUGAUUUUGGAUGAGCACCUCAUGCAACCACAUUUCAAUAGCAGUCACAUAUGGAAAAAAAUCACAUUGCCAAAUAUUUUUAUAGAUUUUGCAGAUGUGGUUUGACUUGAGAUUUGAUAAUAUGAGAUCGUACAGAGAUUGAUGUAUAACGCGUGCUGUUUUGUGCAGACCUUGCAGAUAUCACCGCUCACAGAGCAGCUAUGAUGACUCGUCCUGAAGGCAGACAGCGUUCAGUCAGUCAGUCGCCUUAAUGUCUCCUCUCUGCCCCUCUGUGCAACGCGAGGGAUGACUGAGCCUUGUCUGUGUUGGAGAUCAUUCCACUAUUCGCCCAAGCCAAGCCUUUCUGUCACUCAUCUCCUUGUGUGUGAAAGGUCUGUCAGCGAGGUCAAUAUAUCAACACUGCAAUCAAUGCUGUCAGACUCUUGUGCUUACCAAGCUGUGCUUCUACCGGAGAGAUCCAUGUUUUCUGUGAGAGUGCGUGGGGAAAUGUUUCGAUCGACUGUGUGCAGCAUUCAAGAUGUGUGUGUUAUCAGUAUGCUCUCAAUCUGGAGCGUGCAAUUCCUUAUAUGUCGCCAGCAAUCAUCUUUGAAUCGUCCCUCUUUCAACUCCAGAUUUCAAGAUAUUUCAAGCUUUCAAAGUUCCAAAAGCAGUUGUGCAGACUUUUAAUAUAUACCUGUAAAAUAUAAAGUAAUUAUUUAAAUAAAAAAAGAACUAUUGUAAACUUAAAUGCUAACAGGCUUCAGUGAAAGGGAGGAACAGACAGUAAACAGUGCUGCUGGUUUCUAAAGAUAAUCAGAUUUCUUCUCAUGUUUUCUUUAUUAUUAAUGCACAUAAGUGAUGUGGAGAUGUAGUACUAGUGUUACCCUCCAGAUGAGAUUUUCUUUGUCGCUUUUUAAAGUGGCUUGCUCAUAGAAAGGUGUCAUUUAUAGUAGCUUGCUGGGUAUCUGUGGUAAAUACCCAUAUGCCAGCAAAAGAAACCCAGAUGUUUUAUUUAUUUUCAAAGUUUAGGCGGAAACUAAUGAUAGCUUUGGUGUGCACUUGUACACUUCUCAUGUCAUUACAUUGAAUUACUUGUAAGUAACUUCUAAAUAUUUGACAGAAACUAUUUAUUGUGACAUUUGCUAAUUCACCCAUCCAUCAUUUUGACUUCAAAUGUCAGGAUUUUUUUAAUGGUGGAUAUUUUUAUGUUUGUAAUGUACGUCAUGGUUUUGAAAUGUUACUGUACAGUUUCAAGGAAAGAAUUUAACAAGUGGGAGUUUUGCAUUGUAUAUAACUGUAAUUAUUUAUGUUUAUUCUAUCAUUUGUAUCAUACCAAUGCCUUGUACAGUGUUUUUUUUGUUUUUUGUUUUGAAAUUGUUUUGUAUUUUAUUUUUAUAAACUGGUUAUAAAUAAAAUACUCAUUCCGCAUGCAGACAUAA
Messenger RNA from Trematomus bernacchii (emerald rockcod), 8038 nucleotides. RefSeq names its product tau tubulin kinase 2a (gene ttbk2a). The record is from RefSeq and is a predicted model, not a curated record. Gene Ontology annotation, biological process: peptidyl-serine phosphorylation; cilium assembly; signal transduction. Gene Ontology annotation, molecular function: protein serine/threonine kinase activity; ATP binding. Gene Ontology annotation, cellular component: ciliary basal body; cytoplasm; nucleus. NCBI's taxonomy places the organism in Eukaryota, Metazoa, Chordata, Actinopteri, Perciformes, Nototheniidae.